Messenger RNA from Corticium candelabrum, 3376 nucleotides. Its product is annotated as serine/threonine-protein kinase SIK2-like. The transcript is spliced from 10 exons. Gene Ontology annotation, molecular function: ATP binding; protein serine/threonine kinase activity. The coding region runs from base 1 to 2937 and encodes 978 amino acids. The record is from RefSeq and is a predicted model, not a curated record. NCBI's taxonomy places the organism in Eukaryota, Metazoa, Porifera, Homoscleromorpha, Homosclerophorida, Plakinidae. Gene Ontology annotation, biological process: protein phosphorylation; intracellular signal transduction. Gene Ontology annotation, cellular component: cytoplasm.
AUGCUGAAGAAUGCGUUCGCAAAGCCGAUCUCCGUCGGCUACUAUGACAUCGAGAAGACGAUUGGCAAAGGGAAUUUCGCGGUCGUCAAACUUGCAUGCCACAGAAUCACACGGACGAAGGUAGCGAUAAAGGUCAUCGAUAAAAGCCAACUGGACGCGGAAAACCUGCGAAAAGUUUACCGCGAAGUCGAAAUCAUGAAGAAGUUGAGACAUGCGCACAUCGUGAGACUCUAUCAGGAAAUGGAGACGGAGAGAAUGCUAUAUCUCGUGACGGAGCUCGCCAGCGGCGGCGAGAUUUUCGACCAUCUCGUCGCUCAUGGACGGAUGACGGAACGCGAAGCACGAAAGAAAUUCUGGCAAAUCGUCUCCGCCGUUCAUUAUCUCCACACGAAAGGCAUCGUUCAUCGCGAUUUGAAGGCGGAGAAUCUACUGCUGGAUGGAAAUCUGAAUAUCAAACUCGCAGGUCGUUUUGUGGACUUCCCGCGGGGAAGUGAACGGGGAGUGGGCGUGGUCGUGAGUGUUGAUUUCUGGUUUGUUGGUCUAGAUUUUGGAUUCAGUAAUUAUUUCGAUGUGAAUGGGCAUUUGAAGACGUGGUGUGGUAGCCCUCCGUAUGCAGCGCCAGAGCUGUUUGAGGGGAGGGAAUACGUCGGACCGGAAGUCGACAUUUGGAGUCUAGGUGUGGUUUUAUACGUUUUGGUGUGUGGUGCAUUACCAUUUGAUGGUAGCAACUUGCCAAACUUGAGAUCACGAGUCGUAGCAGGAAGAUUCAGAAUACCCUUCUUUAUGUCACAAGAUUGUGAGAAUCUUGUGCGGCACAUGUUGGUCGUUGAUCCAGGAAAGCGUUGCACAAUGGACAAACUACUCAAGCACAAAUGGAUGACCGAGGAGAUCCCCGACAACAUGCAAGCGUAUUACAGUCACAACGUCGAUUACAACAACCUGCGACCCGGAAUGAAUGGGCAGAUAGUGUGGAAUGAUCUUGUCAUACAACACAUGGAGAAGAAGCUUGGAAUUGCGAGAGAUCGGGUUGUUAAUUCUGUUACGGGUAACAAGUUUGACUACAUCGCUGCUAUCUACUUCCUCCUCGAGGAUCACAUUGAUCGUGAGACAUCUCCAUUAGCUGCACGUCGUCCUAUACCAAGAGCCGUCAGUUUGGGUGCCAAAUUUCCAGAUCACGUGAACUUAUUUCCACGUCAGCUGAAGCGAGUGCCAAUCGCGGUCUUGCAAGCCGUGCAGGCAGCCAACGUCUCGGGUGUUUCUAACCUGCAAGGAUCAGAAGCUGCUGGGCGUCUCCACCCUGUCACUGCCAUACAAGAAGACGUAAUCGUUCCGAGUAUUGUUCCCAUGCAUCAGACGCUGGAUUCGAAUGUUGCACGCCCGUCAAGUCCGGUGUCACCUGGCACGUUGUCUCCUGUUGAUAUUAGUGUUGAGAGUGUUCCUGGUAAGGUACAACAGUGGAAGGCGAUGCCACAUGAACCGUCUGGUGACAAAGACCGUUUGAUGGACCCAAACCUGGCUCGUUACCUAAGCUACGGUCGACGUCACACCGUCGCUCCCGGUCAGCACGGCCAUCCCACAAUGGCCGAACUGCGCGCCCGAUUCGGAGGCGGUCUGGUAUCCAAGUCCGACAAUCGACCGACGUCCCCACCGGUCGUCACCGUCGGAAGAACUUCUCCUCGUCCGAUGAGACCCCGUCCUCGCUCCCCGCUCGCAACCCAACAAGUCCACUCUCCCGGACACGUGCAACACAUCGUCUCCCCAUUCGGGGUCAUGUUGUCAUCCCGUAUGAACAGCCGUCGUGCAUCCGACUCGCAAGCACACCACGCUUUAUUAGCACGACUCAAUCAACGCGUAACGACAGAAAACAGUUUUCAACAAUUGAGGGAAGAGCAUCGACAGCUCACAGAGCAAUACGGCACCAUAUCGGCACAGGAAGACAUCGAACGCCAGCAGCAGUUGCAGUAUCAGUGGCAUCAGACGAAGCUGGCAUCCGAGCAGGAACUCAACGUUCAAUUACAGCAGUUGCAGUUGCAACCGAAAGCGUCGAUGAUCGAACCGAUGAGCCCAACGAUUCGGACGAACCCCCCUACGCCUCCGAUGCGACACCUCGGUCCGGUGAUCGCCUCGGAGUUACCCACAGAGUCGGGAGCGAGAGUGGAGGGUGACCCGACGACGUACUCCCUACCGGUGCAUCAUAUUUCGAAGCCUCGGAGAGACAGCAUUCCCGGAUCACCGUACAUGGUCUACUCCCACUCCCCCGAGUCGCAUGUCUACUGUCUGGCGGGCAACGCUCACGUGGUACCGGCCGGUGUUUACUCAUCGGUGACUGGACGGCGCUCGAGUCUCGAGAGCACGCCGUAUCAACGACCCGGAGGAUUGGGCAGUCCGCGUGGAUAUCGUUGUAGUACGUCGUGCGGGCCGCUAGGCAUGCCUCACCGAUACGGCCAACUGUUGGUCCAUCCGUAUCACCCGCUACAGACCGAGACGCCAGUCGUGAUGACAACCAGUUCACCUAUCGACCCGAUGCCUGCGUUCACACUGAGCUUCACGACUCCGGUCAACCACACGAACGGUGGAAUGCCGGUCAGUGUGGCGGCCCCCGUUGAGACCACUAACACGAAGACGGCCGUUCCGUCGAGCAUCCGGUUUGCAGUAUCCGUCAAUAUGACGUCAUCGAAAUCGGUGCCUGACAUCAUGACGGAAAUCGAGCGCGUUCUCUCGCUCUACGUCGCACACGGCCUGUGCUACUCCAUCGAACAGUUCUCGUUCAACGUCGAGUAUCACGGCAUCGUGAUGGAUCUCGAGGUGUGCCAGUUGCCCGGAUUGUCCGUCAACGGUAUUCGACUUCGACGCAUUUCUGGCGAUCAGUGGACGUAUAAGGCUCUGUGCGAUAAACUGCUACAUAGCAUGAAUCUGCAUGAUCAUCCUGUUGCGUAGCGGUCGUGAUGGUGCAUAGUGCAGCAUGAGGAUACUAGAAGCAUCGAGUGUGGUGCAGACGGGAGGGUUUUUACUUGUACAUUUGGCCGAGUGUGUAGUGCUGAUCACUGCACGUUUGGUCGCCACUUGCACAUAAGCCGAACUAAGAGACACGACACGAGACUUUAUGAGACAUUUGAAGAGAUUCUAGUGAGAGUAUAUGUUUCGUGCAGUGCUAUGCUGUGAGUCGAGAUGUUUACUACAUGUUUACAGUCUCAAACAUUGAGAUGAUGCAUAUGCAGUCUUUGUCUGAACGUUUGGAGGCCGAGGACUGACACCUGGGGUAAGAGUGGGUGGCAGGAAGUUACCCAGUUAUCCGGGCUAAGGGUAUAGUAGUCAUCAACCGUACGACCGUAUUUAUGCUCGAUUAGCGCAGGUACAAAUAAAUUUAUUCCGACCA